Messenger RNA from Schistocerca nitens (vagrant locust), 1035 nucleotides. RefSeq lists its product as uncharacterized. Lineage: Eukaryota; Metazoa; Arthropoda; Insecta; Orthoptera; Acrididae. Bases 1 to 1035 code for a protein of 344 amino acids. The record is from RefSeq and is a predicted model, not a curated record. The transcript is spliced from 5 exons.
AUGAUUGCUAGCGGCGAUUAUAAGGUCAGCAUUGAUAAGCUUGAAGGACCUGAGGACUGGGCCAAAUGGAAAUGGCAUAUUUCUAUGGUGCUGUGUUCAUAUGGACUAGAAGAUAUUAUUAACGAACUCGUCUUAACGUGCAAGAAUGCUAAAGAAAUCUUGGACAAAUUACGCGCCCGAUUUGAACGUAGCAGUACUCAGCGUUUGAAUAUGUUGAUUGAAACAUUUUUCCGUGUUAAACGUGAUGAAACGGAAGAUAUUAGUGCACAUGUGGCCAAACUGCAAAAGUUAUUUGUGGACCUGAACGAUGAAUUAGCAAAACAUGAAGAAAACUACGAUAAAUUUAAGGAUCUCUGGGAUACGAUACCGACAGAAAAGCAAAGCUUGAAUUUAUUAAUUGAAAAACUCUGUACUAUUGAACUGCGUGAACAAGACAUUAAUGGAAGGGCAGCUUUCGUCGUUUCUAAAACAAGAAAACGGCAAACAAGUCAUUGGGCAGCAGAGUGUCCACAGAACACUCUUGACAGCAAUAAGAGAAAAGAGAAGAAGCGAGAAAGUGAACACGCUGCAUUUACUUCAUACGCCAUGGGUGUGUGUACCCGUAAUCACAGUGACCCAAAUAAAUGGUAUUGCGGCAGUGGCGCUACAAAUCAUAUAACUCCCAAAGAACAGUAUUUUGUUUCGUAUAGUGAAUUUGAUGCUCCUCAAGAACAGUUUACAUCCAAAUUCGACGAAACAAUAAAUGGUACAAUGUUAGAAUGGACAAUUGUUUUGUACGUCCCUGAUGCAAGUGCUAAUCUGUUCUCUGUGAGAGCCAUUGCCUGCAGAGGCUACAGUACUAAUUUUAGUUAUAAUAAUGUCUGUGUUCGAAAACAAGUCAAUGGCAAUAUUGUUAUGACAGGUUAUGUGAAAAAUGGACUUUAUGUGUUGAACAUGUGUGUUGUUAGAAAUGGAAAAAUGAAUCAAGUGAACUUGAUGACUUCAUCCGAAACAUUGCAAGUGUACCAUGAAAGGUUUGGUUCAAAAUGGCUCUGA